Molecule: messenger RNA, 264 nt
Organism: Leptosia nina
Lineage: Eukaryota; Metazoa; Arthropoda; Insecta; Lepidoptera; Pieridae
Source: the annotation of a GenBank genome assembly
AUGAAGAAAAAAGCGAUUGAAGCGCUGCAAACGGAAUCUACCAAUAACACGCCACCUGUCCAAAAGGUCGAUAAAGUAGUUGAACCGCGUCGGUACAACAGCUCGCCCCCCGCGCCUCACCGCCGUCCCUCCCAACGCAUCCAGUACUUCGGCGCACCGGUGUACAGUGGCAGUGAAGACGCGUGUUCGCCCGCUUUGCACCCGCCGGCCGGCGACGCGGCACAAAAAAAAGGACCCAAUGUCAGAUUCUUGGAUUGGUGGUAG